This is a messenger RNA of Rhodamnia argentea, 565 nucleotides long. RefSeq names its product MLP-like protein 28. NCBI's taxonomy places the organism in Eukaryota, Viridiplantae, Streptophyta, Magnoliopsida, Myrtales, Myrtaceae. Gene Ontology annotation, biological process: defense response. The transcript is spliced from 2 exons. The coding region runs from base 1 to 480 and encodes 159 amino acids. The record is from RefSeq and is a predicted model, not a curated record.
AUGACUGUCCACGGGAAGGUGGAGACAGACGUGGAGAUCAAGGCUCCGGCUGACAAGUUCCACCAAGUCAUCAGCUGCCGGCCCCACCACAUCUCCAACAUGUCCCCCGGGACGGUCCGGGGCGUCGAUCUGCACGACGGCGACUGGGGCAAGGCCGGAUCCAUCAUCUGCUGGAGCUACACGCAUGAUGGAGAGACUAAGGUCGCGAAAGAGGUGAUAGAAGCCAUAGAUAACGAGAAGAACUUGACGAGGUUCCGAGUGAUUGAAGGCGACCUGAUGAAGCUGUACAAGAACUUUGUCUUCGUCGUCCAGGCCACGCCCAAGGAAGGAGGUGGGAGCAUCAUCCGCUGGACGCUCGAGUUCGAGAAGCUGAGCGAGGAAGUAACUGAGCCCUACUCGCUGCUCCAGCUAUGCACCCAUCUCAGCAAGGACAUCGAUCUUCACCUCAUGGAACAGGCUCAGGUUCAGGCUCAGGCCUAGCAGAAACUAAGGAACUGGAUUUUUAUGUAUAUGCACUGGUUUGCUGUCUCUGGCGAGUUCGACGCUUUGUGUGUUUGAACAUGUU